Diabrotica balteata is the source of this 2673-nucleotide messenger RNA. The record is from the annotation of a GenBank genome assembly. NCBI's taxonomy places the organism in Eukaryota, Metazoa, Arthropoda, Insecta, Coleoptera, Chrysomelidae.
AUGGAUAUUAAACAUUAUACUGGUUUUAAGUCUAUAUCACAUGAUAUCCCAUUUCAACCAGCUACACCAAAAAAGGGGAAAGAUUUAGUUGAUGCAGGACAUGUCAACGCAAUGGCAGCACUGCGCGGAAGACCAAUUCCGUGUGUACAGUCAAUUUAUAAUAUUGUUAAAAAUUUUGAGAGUUGUUAUUGCCUCAAAAAUUGCAGAAAAUGUCACGCUCGAGAAGUGUUACCAGAAAAAGUUGAGGAAAGAGAAUACCGGGAUACACAAAUUUGUGCAACAAUCGAGGUAGAUUCAACACGUUCAAGUAGAAGCGUUGCUAGAGAGUUAGAUGUUAGCAAUGUUACUGUAACGAAAGUAUUGAAAAAGCACGGUUACAAGAAUUUUAAAUAUUCGAAAACGCAGCAACUUUAUCCAGACGAUUACUUUCGAAGAAUGGAGUUUUGUGAAACUCUAAUAACGAAGGCUAAUAGUGAACCAAAUUUUAUUAAAAACAUUUUAUUCACUGAUGAAUCUUCUGUUUCGUUAGUAGGGAGACACAAUCCUUCCAUUACGAGGUAUUGGGCGCGGGAAAACCAGCACAGAAGUGUUGUUUACCGAACUCAACGUCCUCAAAAAGUUAACGUCUGGACUGGCAUUUUAGGAGACCACAUAAUAGGUCCAUUUUUUAUUGAGGGCAACUUGAAUAGUAGAGUAUACCUCGAUUUGUUACAGAAUCAUGUUCUUCCCACUAUUCUCAAUCUUCCUGAUGUAAAUCUGGAGAAUGUUUGGUUUCAUCAAGACGGCUGUUCAGUUCACAACGCUCGAAUUAUUAGGGAGUAUUUAAACAAUACUUUCCCGAAUCGAGUUAUCAGUGGAACAGGCGAUAUUAAGUGGCCUGCGCGAUCUCCAGAUCUUACACCCAUGGACUUCUUUUUUUGGGGACAUUUAAAAAGCAUUAUCUACGCUCAUCCUGAGGCUAGAGCCCAAAAUUUUGAUGAAUUAAAAAAUCGAAUAAGAGAAGUCUCCAAUUCUGUUACAGCAGAAACUCUUUCAUCUGUUCGCAGAAGUUUUUAUGACAGAUUGGGGUACUGUUCAGCCGUAGAAGGUUAUUUCCUAGACCUAGACGAACACAAACUGGAAAUUAUGGAGACCCUAACUGAUGAUUCAUCUUACGCAGAAAAUUACACUAGUCAACACUCUGAAGGAAACACAUUAAAUAAAAAUAUGGAAGUUGCGACUGAACAAAAACCUUACAAGUGUGAAGUUUGUUUUAAACAAUAUAGUCUAGCAAGUAGUUUGAAAGCACAUUUGAGAGUGCACACUGGGGAAAAAUCUUACAAGUGUAAAAUUUGUUUUAAACAAUUUAGUCGAGCCAGUUAUUUGAAAACACAUUUAACAGUGCACACUGGAGAAAAAUCUUACAAGUGUGAAAUUUGUUUUAAACAAUUUAGUCGAGCCAGUUAUUUGAAAAAACAUUUAACAGUGCACACUGGAGAAAAAUCUUACAAGUGUGAAAUUUGUUUUAAACAAUUUAGUCAAGCAAGUCAUUUGAAAACACAUUUAAGAGUGCACACUGGAGAAAAAUCUCACAAGUGUGAAAUUUGUUUCAAACAAUUUAGUCAUGCCAGUUCUUUGAAAACACAUUUAAGAGUGCACACUGGAGAAAAAUCUUACACAUGUGAAAUUUGUUUUAAACAAUUUAGUCAAGCCAGUUCUUUGAAAACACAUUUAAGAGUGCACACUGGAGAAAAAUCUUACAAGUGUGAAAUUUGUUUUAAACAAUUUAGUCAAGAAAGUCAUUUGAAAACACAUUUAAGAGUGCACACUGGAGAAAAAUCUCACAAGUGCGAAAUUUGUUUCAAACAAUUUAGUCAUGCCAGUUCUUUGAAAACACAUUUAAGAGUGCACACUGGAGAAAAAUCUUGCACAUGUGAAAUUUGUUUUAAACAAUUUAGUCAAGCCAGUUAUUUGAAAACACAUGUAAGAGUGCACACUGGAGAAAAAUCAUACAAGUGUGAAAUUUGUUUUAAGCGGUUUUCUGAGGUAGGUAACUUGAAAACACAUUUGAGAAUACACACUGGAGAAAAAUCUUACACAUGUGAAAUUUGUUUUAAACAAUUUAGUCGAGCCAUUCAUUUGAAAACACAUUUAAGAGUGCACACUGGAGAAAAAUCAUACAAGUGUGAAAUUUGUUCUAAACAAUUUAGUCAAGCCAUUCAAUUGAAAACACAUUUGAGAGUUCACACUGGAGAAAAAUCUUGCAAGUGUGAAAUUUGUUUUAAACAAUUUAGUCAAGCCAGUUAUUUGAAAACACAUUUAACAGUGCACACUGGGGAAAAAUCUUACAAGUGUGAAAUUUGUUUUAAACAAUUUAGUCGAGCCACUUAUUUGAAAACACAUUUAAGAGUGCACACUGGAGAAAAAUCUUACAAGUGUGAAAUUUGUUUUAAACAAUUUAGACAAGCCAGUCAUUUGAAAACACAUUUGAGAGUGCACACUGGAGAAAAAUCUGGCAAGUGUGAAAUUUGUUUUAAACAAUUUAGUCGAGCCACUUAUUUGAAAAGACAUUUAAGAGUGCACACUGGGAAAAAAUCUUACAAGUGUGAAAUUUGUUUUAAACAAUUUAGUCAAGCCACUUAUUUGAAAACACAUUUAAGAGUGCACACUGAAGAAAAAUCUAACAAGUGUUAA